Molecule: messenger RNA, 2916 nt
Organism: Coregonus clupeaformis (lake whitefish)
Lineage: Eukaryota; Metazoa; Chordata; Actinopteri; Salmoniformes; Salmonidae
Product: sodium-dependent neutral amino acid transporter SLC6A17-like
Exons: 12
Coding region: 324-2537 (737 amino acids)
Biological process (GO): glycine transport; L-leucine transport; alanine transport
Cellular component (GO): plasma membrane; synaptic vesicle
Source: RefSeq, a predicted model, not a curated record
AGCAGACUAGGACAAUAUUGGCCCAGCGUGGAUGUUGUUACCCCUAUUCUGGGGAUGUUAGCAUCACUUAUCAUUCAUUUUUAGACAUAGUAAACACUGGAUAUAUCAGUUAUUUAUUCGAAAUAUUAAAGCACCAAAGCCCAAAUCAGGAACACUGCACUCGCGCUCUCUUCUCAACAUCUGGCACCUAGCAUUCAACCCCUCUACUUUGUGCCUACAGUACAACCUGCACUCCCCCUUUCUCUCAGUCUCUCUGUCUGUCUGUCUCUCUCUCUCUCUCUCCGCCUCCCACUCCCCUCCCAGCUCCCCCCUCAGCAUUCCUGAUGCGUACGAACAGUAAGGUGACGCAGCGUGAGCACACCAAUGAGCAUGUCACAGAGUCGGUGGCAGACCUGCUCGCUCACGAAGAGCCUCUCGACUACAAGAACAGGUCUCUGAAUGUUGGAGGGGUCCCCGGGAAGAAGAUCGUUCUUGAGCCCCCCGAGAACGAUGGCCGCCCGGCCUGGAAUAGCAAGCUGCAGUACAUCCUGGCCCAGGUGGGCUUCUCUGUGGGGCUAGGAAACGUCUGGCGCUUCCUUUACCUGUGCCAAAAGAAUGGAGGAGGUGCCUACCUGGUCCCAUACUUCAUCCUCCUCAUCCUCAUCGGCAUCCCACUCUUCUUCCUGGAGCUGGCGGUGGGCCAGAAGAUCCGUCGUGGGAGCAUCGGGGUGUGGAACUAUGCGUGCCCCCGCCUGGGCGGGAUAGGGGUGUCCAGUCUAAUGGUGUGUGGCUUUGUGGGGCUCUACUACAAUGUCAUCAUCGGCUGGAGCAUAUUCUACUUCUUCCAGUCCUUCCAGUACCCACUGCCAUGGGCCGAAUGCCCUAUCAGGAGGAAUGGAUCAUUAGCAAUCGUGGAGCCUGAGUGUGAGAAAAGCUCGGCCACCACCUACUUUUGGUACCGCCAGACCCUGAAUACCACCAGCACCAUCGCAGAUAGCGGCGGCCUGAACGUCAAGAUGACCCUGUCUCUGCUGGUGGCCUGGAUCAUCGUCUGCCUGGCUGUCAUCAGAGGUAUCGCGUCCUCCGGGAAGGUGAUGUACUUCAGCUCUCUGUUCCCCUACGUGGUGCUCUUCUGUUUCCUGGUGAGAGGUUUGCUGUUGAAGGGCGCUGUGGAUGGCAUCGCACACAUGUUCACUCCCAAGCUGGAGAAGAUGCUGGAGCCCCAGGUUUGGAGGGAGGCAGCCACACAGGUGUUUUUUGCCCUUGGCCUGGGCUUCGGUGGAGUCAUCGCCUUCUCCAGCUACAACAAGAUAGACAACAACUGCCACUUUGACGCCGUGCUCGUCUCCUUUAUCAACUUUGUCACCUCCAUCCUGGCUACUCUGGUGGUGUUCGCUGUGCUGGGCUUCAAGGCAAACCUUAUGAACGAGAAGUGUGUCAUAGAGAAUGCAGAGAAGAUCCUUGGCUACCUGAACUCUAACGUGCUGAGUCAUGACCUCAUUCCGCCACACGUCAACUUCUCCCAGCUGUCCACCGUAGAUUACGCUGAGAUAUACGGCGUCAUCAAGACUGUGAAGGAGGGCAGCUUCGCCGAGCUGGGCCUGGACCCCUGUGUCCUGGAGGAUGAGCUCAACAAGUCAGUGCAGGGUACAGGAUUGGCCUUCAUUGCCUUCACAGAGGCCAUGACUCAUUUCCCGGCCUCUCCCUUCUGGUCCGUCAUGUUCUUCUUCAUGCUCAUCAACCUGGGCCUGGGCAGUAUGAUCGGCACCAUGACAGGCAUCACCACGCCCGUCCUUGACACCUACAAGGUCCAGAAGGAGCUCUUCACAGUGUGCUGCUGCAUCAUAGCAUUUUUCUGUGGCCUGCUCUUCGUCCAGCGCUCUGGGAACUACUUUGUCACCAUGUUUGAUGACUACUCCGCUGGUCUGCCACUCACUGUCGUGGUCAUCCUAGAGAAUGUGUCAGUGGCCUGGAUCUACGGCACCAAGAGGUUUAUGCAGGACCUGGAGGACAUGUUGGGUUUCCGGCCCAAUGCCUUCUAUUUCUACAUGUGGAAGUAUGUCUCCCCUUGUUGUCUCAUCGUUCUCAUUAUGGCUACUGUCAUCGAGAUGGCCAUCAGCCCGCCAGGGUACAAUGCAUGGGUGGAGGAACUGGCUCAGGAGCGUUUCCAGAGCUACCCUCCCUGGGCAUUGGCCAUGUGCUUUUCCCUCAUCGUGGUGGCCAUGCUUCCUCUCCCCAUCGUCUUCAUCGCCCGCCACUUUAACCUGAUGUCUGACGGCUCCAACAAGCUGUCCGUCUCCUACCGCAAGAGCAUGAUGAAGGACAUCUCCAACCUGGAGGUGGACGAGACACGCUUCAUCCUGGGCAAGAACCCAGGAGAGACACCUUCGCCCAAGUCCCCGUCCCAAGCCUACCUGGUCCCCCCAGGCACCAAACCCCUGGAAAACCCCAACUCCCUGUCAGCCAACAGCUGCUACGGGACGGGCUUGCAGAACACCAUCAGCCCCACAACCCCCACCACCCCCGUCACCCCCACCGUCCCUGAGUGCGACUCAUGAUCACUGUCCAUCCUCUUCAUGUCCCUCCCCCUAGCCUGACCCUAAACCCCUAACGAUCACCCUCCUACAGGCCAACUCACACUUAACCCUACAGAGUCUCACCACCAGGGGGUGCUGCAGCGCUGCCCAAAACACCUCCACCCUCAGCUAUUUGUGAUCCUUAUCACAGGACACCCCUCUCCCCUCUCCAACAUACCCAGAGGUUAGAGUUUACUGCAGCAGGGGCUGCCACACAGGCCUCUGCUUUUACGAGGAACCACGUGGUCAGGUGUCUGAGAUGUUACAGUGGUGUGUAUCUAUUCCUAAAAAGGUUUUUCGAAAUGUUUGCAAAUGUAUAAAAAAUAAAAACAGACAUAAGUAUUCAGACCCUUUGCUAUGA